Molecule: messenger RNA, 2043 nt
Organism: Bactrocera dorsalis (oriental fruit fly)
Lineage: Eukaryota; Metazoa; Arthropoda; Insecta; Diptera; Tephritidae
Exons: 2
Coding region: 1-921 (306 amino acids)
Source: RefSeq, a predicted model, not a curated record
AUGGGUCACGACUCGAAGCGAAUAGACACGAAACAGCGGUUAAGCGGCAAAGGUCGCACGAGGGAGAAACCUCUCUUGGCAAAAAAACCGAGAACGGGGGCGGCGCCAACCUUCAGCGAGAUUGCUAAAGGUGCUGGUGCUAGGAUACUUGGCGUUCUCAACCGCAGCAGGGAGGACGGGGCUAUCUCCCAUGAAGAGUGGAAGAGAGUAACGGCGGCUAUCUCUUCAGUCUUCCUUAGGGUGGUCAAGGAAAACCCUGGGCCACCCCCAAAAUGCGUUAGUGCCGGCUGGCAUCAUGGGCUGCACAAGCUGACUAGAUGCGCCGAUGAAAGAUCGGCCAUCUUAUACAAGAAGGCAGUCUCUCUGGUGGGGGAGGUUUGGAAGGGGGCCAGACUGGUGGCCGUGGACAAAGAGGAUCUUCCUCUUCGCCCUAGGGCUCGCGUCUGGUUGCCGCCCGAACCGUCCACUGCGAAGGAGAUAGAGGAAAUCCUCAGGUACUGCAACCCCACACUCCCCGCGCAUGACUGGAGGGUUUUAAGGCUGGAGAGAACCGAUGAACCAUAUCGGCAAGCGCUGAUAAUGCUUAACGCGGAGUCCAUCGGUCCUCUCAGCAGAACCAAGGGAGCCAUCAGCUAUGGGUUCGAAAUGGUGGUACUGAAGGUACUCCCAACGGAUGCCAGGGCUGAUGGCGCUCAAACCGCAGAUGCGGGGGAGAAGGGAGAAGGCGUUAGCGAUGGUCAUGCGACCACGGAAAACGACCCAAGCCUCUCGGACGUGGCGAGUACUGGAGGCGGAUCGUCGAUCGGCGACUCCGUUUUCAGCCUCGAACAAUUGUUUGAGGAGGUGAGGGUCGAUCAAGACCUGAGCGCUGAACUGGCGCUUCUAGAGGAUAGUCUGAAGGAUGAGAUUCCUCCAGAUUAACCUCCAUCAUGCAAAGGCGGCUUCCGCCAAUCUACUGCUUCGUCUGGAGCAAGACGAAGCCGAUGUGGUCCUGAUCCAGGAACCGUGGCUAACUAGCAACGGAAUAUCUGGACUAAGGACGAAGAGUCACAAGCUGCUGCCAAGGAUGCAGCAACGCUGACGUAGUUACAGCAAAGCUAGAGUGCGACACCGGGAAUAUCGCUGCGUAUAUGCCUCACGACGAUGAGGUGGGGCCACCUCCCGCAUUACUAAGGAGGACCUUGGAUGAAGCGUCCAGGAAUGGUGCUGAUGUCAUCAUCGGCUCGGACGCCAACUCGCGACACUCGAUCUGGGGGAGCUCGGAUACCAACACUAGAGGUGAGUCGCUUUUUGAUUUUAUUGUUAGCGAAAAUCUUUGCAUCUGCAAUAGGGGAAAUUCUCCUACCUUUGUGACCGCAGGCAGGGAGGAGGUUCUCGAUCUCACCCUAGCCUCACACAGGAUUGCCCCGCUGAUCUCGAACUGGAGGGUUCUCGAUGACCACUCCUUUUCGGAUCAUAGAUAUAUCGGGUUUAGUCUUGACGGAGAAGGUCCUCCUAGGAAAUCGUUCAGAAAUCCUCGAAACACGGACUGGGAAGGUUACCGCAGAAGGCUUCGGCACCGGGGGUGCACACGCUGGCCACCGCCGAUGUGGUGGAUGGGUGGGUCGAGGCUUUCAGCUCGGCGUGCAUCACUGCACUGGAGAGCUCCUGUCCAUUGAAAACACCGAAGGGCAGAGGUAAACCUCAAUGGUGGACUUUGGAGCUCUCGGAAAUUAGGGCGUCCUGUAGACGCUUAUUCAACAAGGCCCGUAGGAGUGGGCUACCCGAUGAUUGGGUCCUGUAUAAAACAGGACUUUCAAUAUACAAGCCCGAGCUAAGAAGGGCUAAGAGGAUCUCGUGGAAGAGAUUCUGCGAAAAAGUGGAGGGCUUUCACGAGUCCUCUAGAUUCAGGCGAAUUCUCGCGAAAAACCCUGUGUCCAUGGGGUACCUUAAGGAUGUAAAUGGGAAAUGGGCGCUGAGCAGUGAAGAGACACUACAGAUGUUCCUUGAUGCUCACUUCCCUAGUAACACGUCCUCUACGGAGGUAUCUCUCGGAGCGUUGAA